AUGUCGUGCCCUUUUCAACAAAGUCUUACUGGUCGCCUUACCGGCAAAGAUCCUAAAGCCGAGCAAAUGGAACAAUUCGAAGUCGACAUGAAGGGCACGCAAGCCACCACUAACUUUGGCUGCAAAGUCGACGAUCAGCAUACUUUGAGAGCCGGUUUGCGCGGUCCCUCUUUGAUGGAGGACUUUGUCAUGCGCGAAAAAGUGAUGCACUUUGAUCAUGAACGUAUUCCUGAGCGUGUAGUCCAUGCCCGUGGUGUGGGUGCUCACGGUUACUUUGAAACCUAUGAAGACUGGUCGGACUUGACAGCCGCCAAAUUCUUGCGUACAACUGGUAAGAAGACCCCCGUCUUUGUACGCUUCUCCACUGUGCUUGGUUCUCGCGGCUCUCCCGAUACUGUACGUGAUGUCCGCGGAUUUGCUACCCGUUUCUACACGGAAGAAGGCAACUUUGAUUUGGUCGGCAACGUCAUUGCACCAUUCUUUGUUCAUGAUGCUAUCAAAUUCCCCGAUAUCAUCCAUGCCGGUAAGCCCGAACCUGACACUGAAACACCGCAAGCUGGUACGGCCCACGAUACAUUCUAUGAUUUCGUUUCCAUGUUCCCCGAAUGCCUUCACACCGCCUUGUGGGCAUUGUCUGGUCGCGGUGUCGUCAAGAGUUUCCGUCAAGUCGAAGGUUUCGGUGUUCACACUUUCCGCUUAAUUAACGAACAAGGAAAAUCCGUUUUCGUCAAGUUCAUCUGGAAGCCUCUCCAAGGUCUCUCUAACCUUAUUUGGGACGAAGCCCAGAAGAUUUCUGGUCAAGAUAUCGAUUUCCACCGCAAGGAUCUCCAAAUUGCAAUUGACCGUGGCGAUUAUCCUGAAUGGGAAUUGUGUGUUCAGAUUAUUCAAGAGGAAGAUGAACACAACUUUGACUUUGAUCUUCUUGAUCCUACCAAGAUCAUCCCCGAAUCAAUUGUCCCCGUCAAGCGUCUCGGCAAAAUGACGCUCAACCGCAACGUCAAGAACUUCUUUGCCGAAACCGAGCAAGUCACUUUCUGUGUCGGUCAUAUUGUCCCUGGUAUUGGUUUCACCAAUGACCCGUUGUUGCAAGGUCGUCUCUUCAGUUACUUUGACACUCAGCUCAACCGUAUGAAUGGUGCCAACUACCUUCAACUGCCUAUCAAUCAGCCCAUCUGCCCUGUUACCAACAACUACCGUGAUGGUUACAUGCAAUCCAUGGUCCACAAGGGCCCCGUGUCUUACUAUCCCAAUGGACUCCAAAACAAUGCACCUGAUGUGGUGCCACCCGAGAAGGGCGGUUAUAUUCAGCCAAACGAAAAAGUCGACGGUCGUAAAGUGCGUGGACAGGUGUCUAGCGUCGAAGAUUGCUAUUCUCAGCCUCAGUUGUUCUGGAACUCGUUGACCGCCGCUGAGAAGCAACAAGUGGUCGAUGCUGCUCGCUUCGAAAUUGGUAAAGUCAAGUCCAAGGAAGUGCGUCAGCGUAUGAUCGAUGUGUUCAACCGUAUCGAUAAUGGUUUGGCUCGUCGUGUUGCCUACGGUAUUGCUGUUCCUCUUCCUGACAAGGUGGUCGACAAUCCCGGAAAGACUAGUGUUGGUUUGUCCAUUGAAGAAUAUCCCAAGCCUCCUCACAUCAAGACCAAGACCGUGGCUAUUCUUACCGCUCCCGGUAUUGACACCGCCGAUGCUGAAACCAUGUUCAACUUCUUGGAAAAGGAAGGCGCCUAUGUCGAAUACGUUGGCAUGUGUCUUGGUGAAGUGCAAGGUUUGCCUAUCACCAACACAUACACCACCACCUCCUCGCCUCUUUGGGAUGCAGUUUAUGUGCCAGCCGGAAAGAAGGGUAUCGAGAAGUUGAUGGAUACAACUAGCGCCUUCCCCUACGAAGAACCUGCGGUGUUCCUUCUCGAUGCUUUCCGCCACGGUAAGCCUAUUGCUGCAGCAAGCGAUGCUGUCGAACUCUUGAAGGCUGCCAAGGUGAAAAUGCCCGAGGGCAACGGUGAAAAGGAUGGCGUUGUCAUUGGUAGCAAAGCUAGUGCUAUUACCAGUGACUUUAAGAAGGCCAUUAUGCAGCAACGCUUCUGGUCCAGAUUGCCUUUGGAUCCUGAAAUCUAA
Messenger RNA from Radiomyces spectabilis, 2112 nucleotides. Its product is annotated as catalase-like domain-containing protein. Gene Ontology annotation, cellular component: cytosol. The transcript is spliced from 5 exons. Lineage: Eukaryota; Fungi; Mucoromycota; Mucoromycetes; Mucorales; Radiomycetaceae. The record is from RefSeq and is a predicted model, not a curated record. The coding region runs from base 1 to 2112 and encodes 703 amino acids. Gene Ontology annotation, molecular function: catalase activity; heme binding. Gene Ontology annotation, biological process: hydrogen peroxide catabolic process; response to oxidative stress.